Neoarius graeffei (lesser salmon catfish) is the source of this 3525-nucleotide messenger RNA. It is a transcript of the gene grm1b, whose product is annotated as glutamate receptor, metabotropic 1b. Gene Ontology annotation, biological process: regulation of synaptic transmission, glutamatergic; G protein-coupled glutamate receptor signaling pathway. The transcript has 10 exons. The record is from RefSeq and is a predicted model, not a curated record. Gene Ontology annotation, cellular component: postsynaptic density membrane. NCBI's taxonomy places the organism in Eukaryota, Metazoa, Chordata, Actinopteri, Siluriformes, Ariidae. Gene Ontology annotation, molecular function: G protein-coupled receptor activity involved in regulation of postsynaptic membrane potential; adenylate cyclase inhibiting G protein-coupled glutamate receptor activity. The coding region runs from base 1 to 3525 and encodes 1174 amino acids.
AUGUGGAGUAUGAUGAGAAUGAAUUGCAUUUUCUUUCUGUCUCUUCUUUUGCUUUGUACGACAGCUAGUAAUAUAUAUGAGAGGUCACUGGUUCCCAGGGCUGCGACCCGCUCAGUGGCCAGAAUGGAUGGUGAUAUUAUCAUUGGUGCCCUGUUUUCUGUCCACCACCAGCCAUCGGCUGAAAAUGUGGCUGAGAGAACAUGUGGUGAGGUCAGAGAGCAGUAUGGUAUUCAACGAGUGGAAGCCAUGUUUCACACUCUGGACAGAAUUAAUGCUGACCCAAACCUUCUGCCCAACAUUACUUUGGGCUGUGAGAUCAGGGACUCAUGCUGGCACUCGUCAGUGGCAUUGGAGCAGAGCAUUGAGUUUAUAAGGGACUCCCUUAUUUCACUGCGUGAGGAUGGGGAUGGGUCAAAGUGGUGCAUUGAUGGGACUCCGUCCACUCAGCCACUUGCCACUAAGAAGCCCAUUGCAGGUGUGAUUGGACCUGGAUCAAGCUCAGUGGCCAUUCAAGUUCAAAACCUGCUGCAGCUGUUCAACAUACCCCAAAUUGCCUACUCAGCCACUAGCAUUGAUCUAAGUGAUAAAACCCUCUAUAAGUACUUCCUCAGGGUUGUGCCCUCUGACACUCUUCAAGCCAGGGCCCUUUUGGACAUUGUUAAACGGUAUAACUGGACGUAUGUAUCAGCUGUUCACACUGAAGGAAACUAUGGUGAGAGUGGGAUGGAGGCCUUUAAGGAGCUGGCAUCUCAGGAGGGUUUGUGUAUUGCCCACUCUGACAAGAUUUACAGCAAUGCUGGUGAGAAACACUUUGACAGGCUACUGAGGAAGCUGAGGGAGCGGCUGCCCAAAGCCCGAGUGGUGGUGUGUUUCUGUGAGGGGAUGACAGUGCGUGGCCUCCUUAUGGCCAUGAGGCGCUUAGGGGUGGCUGGAGAAUUCCUCCUUAUUGGAAGUGAUGGCUGGGCAGACAGAGAUGAGGUGGUGGAGGGCUAUGAGCAAGAAGCUGUGGGUGGCAUCACAAUGAAGCUCCAGACUGAGGAGGUCACAUCCUUUGAUAAUUACUACUUGAAGCUGCGCCUCAAUACGAACACCAGGAACCCAUGGUUCGCUGAGUUCUGGCAACACCGCUUCCAAUGUCGCAUCCCAGGGCACCCACAGGAGAACAAGAACUACAGGAAGAACUGCUCAGGUGACCUAGAGCUACGAGAUGGUUAUGAGAGCCUAGAGGAGAACUAUGUACAAGACAGUAAGAUGGGGUUUGUCAUCAAUGCCAUUUAUGCCAUGGCUCAUGGCCUACAUGACAUGUCUGAGCACCUGUGUCCUGGCCACAUGGGUCUUUGUGAGGCUAUGGACCCCAUUGAUGGCAGCAAACUGCUGGAGUUUCUGCUCAAGACCUCCUUCACUGGAGUGUCUGGUGAGGACGUGUGGUUUGAUGAAAAUGGGGAUUUACCAGGCAGGUAUGACAUAAUGAAUCUGCAGUUUGUGGAGCCUGGUGUGUAUGACUACAUCAAUGUGGGAUCAUGGCAUGAGGGCAUCCUGAGCAUUGAUGAUUAUAUGAUCCAGAUGAACAGGAGUGAGAUGGUCCGCUCAGUCUGCAGUGAGCCCUGCUCUAAAGGGGAGAUCAAGGUAAUUCGAAAGGGGGAGGUGAGCUGCUGCUGGAUCUGCACUGCCUGUAAAGAUAAUGAAUACGUCCAGGAUGAGUUCACCUGCAAGGCGUGUGAGCUGGGCUGGUGGCCUGAUGAGGAGCUGCAAGGCUGUGAGCCGCUUCCCCUGCAUUAUUUGAAGUGGAGUCAUGCUGAGUCCAUCGUUGCAGUGGUCUUCUCUUGUCUGGGCAUCCUCGUGACCAGUUUUGUCACUUUUGUCUUCAUUCUGUACAGAGACACACCUGUGGUCAAAUCCUCAAGCCGAGAGCUCUGCUAUAUCAUCCUAGCUGGCAUCUUCCUGGGUUAUAUCUGCCCCUUCACACUCAUAGCCAAGCCCACAGUGGCCUCCUGCUAUCUACAGCGACUCUUGGUGGGCCUCUCAGCCUCCAUGUGCUAUUCGGCUCUGGUCACUAAGACCAAUCGUAUCGCCCGCAUCCUGGCUGGCAGCAAGAAGAAGAUCUGCACACGCAAACCGCGCUUCAUGAGUGCCUGGGCUCAGGUGGUCAUUGCAUUCAUCCUGAUCAGUUUACAGCUCACGCUGGAGGUCACGCUGAUCAUUCUUGAGCCCCCAUCACCCAUCAAGUCCUAUCCUAGUAUCAGGGAAGUCUAUCUUAUCUGUAAUACCAGCAACAUGGGCAUGGUUGCGCCGCUUGGCUACAAUGGCCUUCUUAUUCUCAGCUGCACCUAUUAUGCUUUCAAAACCCGCAAUGUGCCAGCCAACUUCAAUGAGGCCAAGUAUAUUGCCUUCACCAUGUACACUACGUGUAUCAUCUGGCUCGCGUUUGUGCCGAUCUACUUUGGCUCCAACUACAAAAUCAUCACUACAUCAUUCUCUGUGAGCCUAAGUGUGACUGUGGCCCUGGGCUGUAUGUUCACCCCAAAGAUGUACAUCAUCAUUGCUAAGCCAGAGAGAAAUGUGCGCAGCGCCUUUACCACCUCCGAUGUGGUGCGCAUGCAUGUAGGUGAUGGCAAGAUCGCUUGCAGGAGCAACAGCCUUCUCAACAUGCUAAAACGCAAAAAGAACGCCUCUGGAAAUGCAAAUUCUAAUGGCAAGUCUGUGUCAUGGUCUGAACCAGGUUCAAGACAUCCUCCGAAAGGAGAACACAUGUGGCACAGACUGUCUGUGCAUGUGAAGAGGCAGGAGGCCGGCUCCAAUCAGACAGCUGUCAUCAAACCUCUAACUAAUACCUACCAUGACACAGGCCUGGAAUUCUCAGACCUGAGCACCAAGACUCUGUACAAUGUAGCCGAGGAGGAUGAGGGUGAGCCAGUCAGAUAUAAUCCUCCGGUCAGCCCUCCUCUGAUUGCUCACAGGUAUUCACCUGCCAGCGAGCCUGUGAAGGAAACUAUCACUAAGCAGGAAUUUUAUACUCCGGAGCAACACUUGCCAGAGAAACGUGUCCUCCCCCAGCAGGUUAUUACAGAUCAAUUUCAGAAUGUGACAACUAAGUUGAAUUCCAGCAUGCCUGAUCUGGAUGACAUUAUUAGUUUACCUGAACCAGAAAGUGGAGUGAUGCCACCAUAUCGACCCCUUAUUCUGCAAACACAGCAGGUUUCGCCCAUGCAGCUGAGUUCUUACUCAAAUAAACCAGACACUCUGUUGGAGGAGGAAGAGGAAGUGGAGAAUGAGCAGUUUGGUCUCCUGCAUGGCUAUAUGUACAACAAUGCACAAAUCCAUGAUGAUGAGGAACUGGUGCAGAUUAAACUAGCAAUGGAGGACUCACUGGCUCUAAUGCCACCCUCUCCUUUCCGGGACUUGGUGGGUUCUGGCAACCCCAUUCCCAACUCCCCAGUGUCCGAGUCCAUCCUAUGCACCCCACCAAAUGUGACGUAUGCAUCUGUUAUCCUCAAAGACUACAAACAAAGCUCCUCUACCCUGUGA